AUGAGUGGUGAAUUAACUCGGAAUGUGGGCGAAAGACACCCCGAAGAACCGUCCAAAUUAUUGAAAGAUAGGAUCAUUUAUCAUUACGACGUUUGCGCUGAAUACUAUUAUUCUCUUUGGGGCGAACAUAUCCACCACGGAUACUUCCUCACUCCCACUGAUACAAAAGAAGUUGCUCAAAUACAACAAAUAGAACUCUUGGUUCGCCAGUCGAACCUCGAACCGGGAAGUAAAGUACUGGAUGUCGGAUGUGGACUCGGUGGUACAUCUCGAUAUCUAGCACGAGAACUGGGUUGUGAGGUGAUGGGAAUCGCAUUAAGUGAUGCAGAGAUAAGGAUUGCAAGGCGAGUGAGUAUAGGAGAGGCAGAUGGCGGAGAUGAGGAUGAAGAUGGUUUCAUUAGGCUGGGAAAAGGAAGAGUGAAAUUCAUGGCUCUAGACGCUGAGAUGAUAGAAGAAACUUUUAGGAAUGAAACGACGAAAACGUUUGACUGUGUAUGGAUUUCGGAUGCAAUAAGUCAUCUUCCAGAUAAGAGAAAGUUCGUCAGUGACGUAGCAAAGCUGUUGGAUAUUGGAGGAAAGCUGGUGCUUGCGGAUUGGUUUGCAGUUGAUUCAUGUAUGAACAACGGUCUAAAGACUAGGCAACAAAAUGAUGACUUGACAGCUAUUGAAAAUGGCAUGAUGCUUCCUCCACUCAUCGGUCAAGAAGUAUUUGUACGCUUAGCUGGGAUGAAGGGGCUAAGUCUCUUGGUUGAACCACUCGAGAUCAGUGAAAAGGUGUCGAGGACAUGGGAUAUAUCGUGGUCCUUAAUUACCAAGCCAAAAUUAUGGCUUUUUGCUCUUUCGCAAGGAAGGGAAGGGCUAGCGUUUGUAGGUGCGCUGAGGGCGACGAGAAGGGCGUAUUCGAACCAGACAUUUCAAUAUGCUGUUUUGGUGUUUGGGAAAUAA
Molecule: messenger RNA, 945 nt
Organism: Botrytis byssoidea
Lineage: Eukaryota; Fungi; Ascomycota; Leotiomycetes; Helotiales; Sclerotiniaceae
Exons: 4
Coding region: 1-945 (314 amino acids)
Biological process (GO): methylation
Molecular function (GO): methyltransferase activity
Source: RefSeq, a predicted model, not a curated record